GGGGGCGGCCAUGGACGACCUGGGCUGCCCGCGCUGCAAGACCACCAAGUACCGCAACCCCUCGCUCAAGCUCAUGGUGAACGUCUGCGGGCACACGCUAUGCGAGAGCUGCGUGGAGCUGCUGUUUGUGAGGGCCGGGAACUGCCACGAGUGCGACACCCCCCUGAGGAAGAGUAACUUCAGGGUGCAGCUCUUCGAGGAUCCUGCUGUCGACAAGGAAGUGGAAAUUCGGAAGAAAGUGCUGAAAAUAUACAAUAAAAGAGAGGAAGAUUUUCCCACUUUAGAGGAAUAUAAUGAUUUCCUGGAAGAAAUAGAAGAAAUUGUGUUUAACUUGACCAACAAUGUGGACUUGGAGAACACCAAAAAGAAAAUGGAGCUGUACCAAAAGGAUAACAAAGAAGUCAUUCAGAAGAAUAAGUUAAAACUGACACGGGAGCAGGAGGAGCUGGAGGAGGCUCUGGAGGUAGAGCGCCAGGAAAGCGAACAAAGGAGACUGUUCAUACAGAAGGAAGAGCAGCUACAACAGAUGAUGAAAAGGAAGAAUAAACAGGCACUCCUGGAUGAUCUGGAGAGCUCUGAUCUUCCUGCUUCACUGCUUUUGGCUCAGCAUAAGGACAGAUCUACUCAGCUAGAAAUGCAACUGGAAAAACCCAAACCUGUCAAACCAGUCACAUUUUCCACUGGCAUCAAAAUGGGUCAGCAUAUUUCACUUGCUCCCAUUCAAAAGCUAGAGGAGACUUUGUAUGAGUAUCAGCCUCUGCAAGUGGAGACAUAUGGACCACAAGUUCCAGAGCUUGAAAUGCUGGGAAGGCUGGGGUACCUCACCCACGUGCGAGCCGCCUCUCCGCAGGAUCUCGCCGGGGGAUACACGUCCUCCCUGGCUUGUCACCGAGCCCUGCAGGACGCUUUCAGCGGGCUCUUCUGGCACCCCAGUUAGCCAGGGACCACCGGCCUGACAUCAAGGGACACCCAGCGGGGCAAGAAGCCGAUCAAGCCAGCAAAGGUUGGGGCAGAAUCGCUGCCAUCCGCGAUGGCCGGGCUGCCGUCGCUUUCCUUUGCACUUUUCUGUGCAAAACCAGCUGUGUUCGAGUGUUAAAGGGAAGAAAACAAGCCCCGUCUGCACGAGAGCUUUGUAAAAUGGUGAGAUACAUUUUUGUGGAGGGGGAAACUCGUUAGUCAUGUGGCACUUUGCUGAGGGAGGCUGAAGCAAUAAGCCACAUCUAAUGGAAGAUGUGAAUAACUCAGCUGUGUAUGUUUGAGGCUUAAAGAAAUACACUUGUAAAUUUUUUUUUUUUAAAUAAAGCCAGACUUUUUUAUUAAA
Messenger RNA from Myiozetetes cayanensis, 1321 nucleotides. RefSeq names its product MNAT1 component of CDK activating kinase (gene MNAT1). Gene Ontology annotation, molecular function: cyclin-dependent protein serine/threonine kinase activator activity. Lineage: Eukaryota; Metazoa; Chordata; Aves; Passeriformes; Tyrannidae. Gene Ontology annotation, cellular component: transcription factor TFIIH holo complex. Gene Ontology annotation, biological process: nucleotide-excision repair; regulation of transcription by RNA polymerase II; positive regulation of cyclin-dependent protein serine/threonine kinase activity. The record is from RefSeq and is a predicted model, not a curated record.